AUGGAACAUAACACCAAUCUAUUGCCUCUUAGAAAAACUAGUGGCUCAUUACAAACUCAGAGAGAUAAGCGUAAAUCCGAAGUAUUAAUCGCCGCUCAAUCACUAGAUAAUGAAGUUCAAAGUGUGAAGAAUCUUAAAAGAUUAUCCAUCGGUUCGAUGGAUUUACUGAUAGAUCCAGAACUAGAAUUUAGAGUUAAUAACGAUAAAUCAAAUCAAUCUACCCCUAUCGGUAGUUAUGAACGAAGUAAUGAGAAUCUAGAACAGAUAAAUGAACCAGAAGAUAACGAGAAUGACGAAAGUAGUGUGAGUAUAGAUGAUAGUAUCGAACUAACCCAGACGGAAUAUUUGCAUGACGCCUCCGUACCACAAACUAAUAGGACGGUAACACCUGAAGAACCAUCUCACAGGAGCAUGAGUGGCGCUGGAUCUCUAAAGAGGAAUGGUUCUUCCAUAUCAAAAAGGAAGCUUCCAUUUAUUUCCACAGGAAUGAGUGCGGCUCCUACAUCGCACUUAUCUCCGUCAUCGACAUCAACGUCUUCGUCUUCUUCUUCCUCAUCCAAUAGUGCAUCUUCGUCGCCUGACGAUUUGACCAAGAACUUAUUGUGGGUUCCUGCAAAUCAGCAUCCUAAUGUAAAACCAGAGAAUUACCUGGAAUUAGUGCAGGAUACGCUACAAAAUAUUCAUUUGGAAGAACCUGCAUCUUCUUUACAGCAUGAAAAUGAGAAAAGUAACAAUAAUAAGGAAAACAUAGAUAUAAGUAAAAGCAAUAUGUCCGAGGAAGAACCUAUUGAUAGGCAUCCUCAAUCCUUAGACAAGACAUUCUUAGAAAUAACAAACAGAAACCGAUCAUUAGUACGAAGACCAUCAAGGUUAAGAACAUCAUAUACAGAAUUCGAGGAAGACGACUACAGUAAUAGCGAAGAAAGUGAGGCCAAGACGAAUGAAUCACAAUUAUCAUCAAGAGAAGAGAAGCCGUUCUUAUUUAAUGAUCGCAAUGGGUUGAAUCAAUUAAGAAACUUCUCUCAAAGAUCUGUUUCGUUGAAAGACAUUACUGAAGAACUAACUAACAUCUCUAAUAAAGCAGGAUUAACUGAUUCUGACGCUAUUACCUUAGCGAGGACUUUGAGUAUGGCCAGUUCCUUCUCUGAUGGCAAUGUAAACCUUGGAAAAAGUAAACUCCAAAAUGAAUCCAAUGAAGAAAGUGAAUUUGCAUCAAAUAUGUUCAUGAAGAAUGGACUAACAAUACCAGAACGAUCCUCGUUAAGAAGAAGUAAAUUUAAUACCUACAGAAUAAGAUCAACAUCAUCAUCCACUUCUACAAGAGAGAAGACAUCGCCAUUACUGCAAUCAUCCUCCUUUGCAAGACAAGAGGCUGAUACCGAUGACCUUCAGAGAUCUCCUGUCAGCUUUACAAAUAGAGAUUCGUAUCUAGCAACAACAACUUCAUCACCGGGCUCUAUUAGUGAUUUGUAUGAUCACUAUCAAGAUAAUGCUGAAUCAAAACAAGGAAAUGAUAAUGAUAAUGAAGCUCGACAGGGGGAUCUAAGUCAUGCAUCUAUUUCCCAAGAAAGUAGCUUUCUUUCAAAUGAAAGCUCCAAUGAUAGUAUUUUGGUAAAACCCCUAGGUUCCAAGUCUAUGAUUCAUGAAAAUUUGGAUAACGGACAAGAUCAUGAUGAUGAUCAACCAGCUUAUCAAAAAGUUUCAAAGUUAAAUCCCACAAUACCAGACACAAGCCGUUCCAAACAUAAAAGAAACGGCUGGUCAUGGUCAGGAAAUAGAGCAAACUCAGAAGAAGACGCCACUGUACUUGUAAAUAGUCAAGAUGAAGAUCAAACUGGAUAUACAGAUCAGAAAUCAAAGUCACGCCAUCGUCCUAUUUUGGCUCGUUCCCGUGAUCAUCUCAAGAUCAAUAAAGAGGCAGAACUACCGAAAGAAUCUCAUAAGAGGGAAACUAUUGAAAAACGGUUUGUGAAGUUAUUUAGAAGAAAGGGGCAUGAUAACGGUAAUAAACAACAAGUUUUGAAAAAGAAAUCUUCUUCUUCGACUUUAUCUAAAUUUCAGAAACAGAUAUCGAAAAAAAAUCAGGUUACAACAGAAGAACCUAAAGAGAUAACUGUGGAGGUGCAAGAGCCAGAGGAGAUUCUAGAGGACACCAACCAAGGAACAAACCGUCAAGACCCAUUACGUUUAAGUACUCCCAUCAUUCCACAGCCUGUUCACUCAAUAAUCUCUGAUACUACUCCAAUAGCUGAUGGCGAUCAUGCGCUUUCUAAUAAGGAUACGGAUGAUGAGGCGAUUGAAGCUUUGCCAUCCUUACAGCCUGCAGUUAGUGUUACAAGUACCAAAAAUGUGCAUCUUUCAGCGAGUAUUGUUGAAACUGUUAGAGAAUUGGGAGAGGAUGAUUCGCAAGACAUUAGUGGUGGAGAUCUUUCUACAGAAGUCGAUAAUUCGAUGUUAGCGGAAAGAAAUGUCAUGAACUCAUCCGAUCUUCAAUCAAUUGAAAAUAGUUCUGACGAUAUAAAUACUGGAAAUACCAUAGAACAUGUACUUCCAGCAAGGAAAUUAACAUUUGCUGAUGUUAAAAGGCCUGAUAGACCAAAUGCCCCAAUACAGUUUACAGAUAGUGCAUUUGGGUUUCCAUUACCAAUGUUAACAGUUUCAACUGUGAUUAUGUUCGACCAUCGAUUAGGUAUAAACGUUGAAAGGGCCAUUUAUAGGUUAAGUCACUUAAAACUGAGUGACUCAAAAAGAGAGUUGCGUCAACAAGUCCUAUUAAGUAACUUCAUGUAUGCUUAUUUGAAUUUGGUUAACCACACGUUAUAUAUGGAACAGGUAGCCCAACAAGAAACGAUGGAAGACGUUGCUAUUACUGGAACAGAUGUUAUAGAUUCGGACAUUCAUGAAUCGUCAUCUUAUGGAACUGGAGUUUAUACCACAGAACAGAAUAAUGCUAAUGGAACCAUACUCAUACCUGAGAUCUGA
Naumovozyma castellii is the source of this 2982-nucleotide messenger RNA. It is a transcript of the gene ZDS2, whose product is annotated as Zds2p. The transcript has a single exon. The record is from RefSeq and is a predicted model, not a curated record. NCBI's taxonomy places the organism in Eukaryota, Fungi, Ascomycota, Saccharomycetes, Saccharomycetales, Saccharomycetaceae. Bases 1 to 2982 code for a protein of 993 amino acids.